GCCACAGCUUCACUCGCUACUCAUUGUCUGUGGCCCUGGCCAGUGUGCCCUGGUGCUUUUAGUGCGGCCUGGAGGGGCAGCCUCUUUUCAACGCAGUCAGAGCCGCAACUAUAAGAGGCGGUGCCUCCCACAGUGGCUGCUUCAGCCCACCAGCCAGGACAGCGAGCCAUGCUGCCUGCGGCCCGCCUCCAGACUUACUAGAGCCGGCCUGAGAACUCUCACCACUGCCCUCGCUGCUGUGUCCAGUCCCACCGUCGCGAGCAGCAACCAAAGUCGCCAGAACCGCAGCAGAGAACCAGCAAGGCCAGGCAGGCCAUGGGGCUCUGGGCGCUGCUGCUCAGCUGGGUUUCUGCUACGUUGCUACUGGCACUGACCGCUCUGCCCGCAGCCCUGGCUGCCAACAGUAGUGGCCGAUGGUGGGGCAUCGUGAACAUAGCUUCUUCCACGAACCUGCUGACGGAUUCCAAGAGUCUGCAGCUGGUCCUAGAGCCCAGUCUACAGCUCCUGAGCCGCAAGCAGCGACGACUGAUCCGACAGAACCCCGGGAUCCUGCACAGCGUGAGCGGAGGGUUGCAGAGUGCAGUGCGAGAGUGCAAGUGGCAAUUCCGAAACCGCCGCUGGAACUGCCCCACUGCCCCAGGGCCCCACCUCUUCGGCAAGAUCGUCAACCGAGGCUGCCGAGAAACAGCGUUUAUCUUCGCGAUCACCUCCGCCGGGGUCACACAUUCGGUGGCACGCUCCUGCUCGGAAGGUUCCAUCGAGUCCUGUACCUGCGACUAUCGUCGGCGCGGUCCUGGGGGCCCCGACUGGCACUGGGGGGGCUGCAGCGACAACAUCGAUUUCGGGCGCCUCUUCGGACGAGAGUUCGUGGACUCUGGGGAGAAGGGGCGGGACCUCCGCUUCCUCAUGAACCUUCACAACAACGAGGCAGGGCGCACGACGGUGUUCUCUGAGAUGCGCCAAGAGUGCAAAUGCCACGGGAUGUCCGGCUCCUGCACAGUGCGCACGUGUUGGAUGCGGCUGCCCACGCUGCGCGCCGUGGGCGACGUGCUGCGCGACCGCUUCGACGGCGCCUCCCGCGUCCUUUACGGCAACCGAGGCAGCAACCGCGCAUCGCGGGCGGAGCUGCUGCGCCUGGAGCCCGAAGACCCCGCGCACAAGCCGCCCUCCCCUCACGACCUCGUCUACUUCGAGAAAUCGCCCAACUUCUGCACGUACAGUGGCCGCCUGGGCACAGCUGGCACCGCUGGGCGAGCUUGCAACAGCUCGUCUCCCGCGCUGGACGGCUGUGAGCUGCUGUGCUGCGGCCGGGGCCACCGCACGCGCACGCAGCGCGUCACAGAGCGCUGCAACUGCACCUUCCACUGGUGCUGCCACGUCAGCUGCCGCAACUGCACGCACACGCGCGUACUGCACGAGUGUCUAUGAGGCGCUGCGCCUCCGGGAGCGCUCCCUUCCAGUUCUCCUCAGACAAACUCGCUGGCCCUGAUGCUCGCCCACCCUAGCGCGUCCAGCCACAGUCCCGGGGUUCAUAGCGAUCAAUCUCUCCCACCUCCUACCUGGGGACUCCUAAAACCACUUGCCUGAGGCAGCUCUAACCCUUUUGCCAUCCCGAGGGCCCUGCCUCAGCCUACCUCCCUCCCUCUUUGCGGGAGACCCGUUUUGCACUGCCCCCCAAUUUGACCAGAGGGUGAGAGGAGGAUUCUUCUUCUGGGGUGAGGGUGGAGGUUGGGGGGGGUGAGCUCGUGAAGGUGUUGCGGUCCCUGAUGUAUUGUGCCUGGUGACUUCUGUGUGUGUAUCACCUUCUGAUUGUCUCCGGGUCCAUGUAGGUCUCUUACGUUCUCUAACCAACACCUCUGGGCUUCAAGGCCUUUCCCCUCCCACCUGUAGCUGAAGAGUUUCCGAGGUGAAAGGGCAAGGAAAGCUGUAACGACGUGGGAAAUGAGGUUGGGGGACCCAGCGGAAAAAACCUACAUUCUCCUAGCCUCUGUCCUGGAGCCAUUGAACAGCUGUGAACCAUGCCUCCGUCAGCACCUCCCACCCCUUCCUGUCCUGCCUCCUCAUCAGAGUGUAAAUAAUUUGCACGAAAACGUGGCCGCAGAGCCACGCGUUCGGUUAUGUAAAUAAAACUAUUUAUUGUGCUGGGUUCCAGCCUGGGUUGCAGAGACCACCCUCACCCCACCUCACUCCUCUGUUCGGCUUGCCAGCCUUUUUGUUAUUCGAUCUUUUCUCUUUCAUUCAGUUUCUCAAAGACACCCUUGCCCACCGGAUCAGUAUUUCCUUCCACUGUAGCUAUUAGUGGCUCUUCGCCCCCACCACUGUAGUAUCUUCCUCUGAGGAAUAAAAUAUCUAUUUUUA
This is a messenger RNA of Arvicanthis niloticus (Nile rat), 2358 nucleotides long. It is a transcript of the gene Wnt1, whose product is annotated as Wnt family member 1. The record is from RefSeq and is a predicted model, not a curated record. Gene Ontology annotation, biological process: cell fate commitment; neuron differentiation; multicellular organism development. Gene Ontology annotation, cellular component: extracellular region. Lineage: Eukaryota; Metazoa; Chordata; Mammalia; Rodentia; Muridae. Gene Ontology annotation, molecular function: cytokine activity; frizzled binding.